Molecule: messenger RNA, 1011 nt
Organism: Aspergillus nidulans FGSC A4
Lineage: Eukaryota; Fungi; Ascomycota; Eurotiomycetes; Eurotiales; Aspergillaceae
Product: endo alpha-1,4 polygalactosaminidase
Exons: 1
Coding region: 1-1011 (336 amino acids)
Molecular function (GO): alpha-galactosidase activity
Source: RefSeq, a predicted model, not a curated record
AUGGCUCCUCUAACUCUCUGGAAGAUGCCCAUCCUGAUCACCUUCAUUGUCGCCCUGGCGGCCUUGACCAACGCAGUACCUAUCCGCCAUGCCCACUGGGACCACGGCCAUCAUUCCAGGACCAGAACCCUAACCAGCACUCAUACUUUUGCUCCCACCCCAACCUUCACUCCAAGUGUUACGCCAACCGCCACCCAGGCCACCACUGUUGCCAACGCGGACGCAGCCGGCCCUACUACAAGCAGCAGCAGCAGCAACGAGAUCUGGCAACCGGAAGUCGGUUCCCCUUGGCAAAUCAUCCUCUCCUCUGCUCUGUCCCCCAAUACGGCCUCCAAAAAAGCUUCACCAGCCUUCCCGAUUUACGACAUCGACCUCUUCGAAAACACCUCGCCCACGAUCGCCUCCCUACACUCCCAAGGCAUCAAAGUGAUCUGCUACUUCUCCGCCGGCACUUACGAAGACUGGCGGCCUGACGCCUCCUCAUUCGACUCCUCCUCGCUCGGCGCCGGACUGGACGACUGGCCGGGUGAGAACUGGAUCGACCUGCGCUCCGAGAAUGUGCGAGCUAUCAUGUCGUCGCGGCUCGAUCAGGCCGUCGAAAAGGGCUGCGACGGUGUAGAUCCCGAUAACGUCGACGCGUACAACAACGGUCAGGGCGGGUUGGGGCUGACUGAGGAAGACUCUGCCGAUUUUGUGAACUGGCUUGCUGCCGAAGCUCAUGCUCGGGGGUUGUCGAUUGGCCUGAAGAACGCGGGAUCCAUCAUCCCUCGGGUUAUUGCGAAUAUGCAGUGGAGUGUGAACGAACAGUGUGCUGAGUAUGAUGAGUGCGAUGUCUUUCAGCAGUUCGUGGACGAGGGCAAGCCGGUCUUUCAUAUUGAAUACCCGGAAAACGGAGAGGUUAGUACGUCGGGCGUGGACAAGGUAGCCCUUUGUGCGCAGUUCAAAGGGGCAGAGGGGUUUUCGACGGUGGUUAAGGAUAUGGAUCUGAAUGAGUGGGUGCAGACUUGCUAG